GAGAAGUUUAGUUUUGAGCAUAGUUUCUAAACAUUCAAUAAAGAGAGCCGAGUUCUGUAAGAUAUUCAAGUGUGUUUUUUGGAGCUAUACUUCAUACGAGAUGUCCGAUUCAUACGAGAUGUCCGAUCUUCCAAGGGAGAUGGAGGAGGAGGUGCUUUCUAGGCUUCCGGUGACAUCUCUUAGAGAAUUGCGAUCAACUUGCAAAAAGUGGAACACUUUAACGAAAAGCGAGAGCUUUUUAAAGAGGCACGUCUUUGAAGAAGAAGAAGCACCAAAGAAGAAGCAGAGGAAGGUGGUGAUGAUGCAGGAGUAUAGAGUUUACUUGAUGAACGUCGAUCUCCUCUAUCCAUCUAUAGAGCGUAUAGGUAGUCUCGACGCAGAUGGAAUCGACAUAUCUAAUAUCUUUCACUGCGACGGUUUAUUCUUAUGCACCACCAAAGACACAAACUCAAACUCCUCUAGGCUUGUUGUCUGGAACCCUUAUCUGGGACAGACGAGAUGGAUCGAACCUAGAACUUCUUACCACAGAUGGGACAGGUAUGCUCUCGGACACGAGAAGAAUAAGAGGAAGCACAAAGUCUUGAGAUUUGUGAAUAACUACGAUCCAAGUGUGAAGCACAGAGUUUGCGAGUUUGAGAUCUUCAGUUUAGACUCUAACUCAUGGAGGGUCAUUGAUGAUUUAACCCUGGACUGGACUGUUUCUUUUCGUCACCGUGGUUUGUCUCUAAAGGGCAACACUUACUGGUACGCUCAAGAGAAGAUCGAUUUAAACGGUCCACCAGAGAUUAAAGAGCUCCCUGAUUUCCUCCUCUGUUUUGAUUUCACAACGGAGAGAUUCGGACCACGUCUUCCUCUGCCUUUCAACGCUUUUUUUGAAGAUAUUGUGACUCUUUCUAGUGUUGGAGAAGAGCAGCUUGCGGUGCUGUUGCAAAGAUACCCGUCACCUGCAUACACUGCCAAUAUAUGGAUUACUACUAAGAUUGAGCCCAAUGCAGUCUCGUGGAAAAACUUGUUCUUAUCUGUUAAUAUGAAACCACUCAUUGGUAUUCGGUUUUCAAAGUUCGGUGCGAGUUUCUUCGUUGACGAGGAGAAGAAGGUGGCUGUGGUUCUUGAUAAAGACCGUGGAAAAUCUUGUCCCCCCACACGCAACAUUGCUUGCAUCAUUGGAAACAAUGGAUACUUUAAACAAGUGGAUCUUGGUGAAUCUGGAGACAAUUAUUGUUACCCAAUUGUGUGCCCUUAUAUUCCAAGCUCUUUGCAAAUCACUAGGCAACUAGAGGAACACACACCCUAAUCAAUUAAAUUUGUAUUUUCUUGUUUAUUUACUUUUUGUCUCA
Messenger RNA from Raphanus sativus (radish), 1337 nucleotides. RefSeq names its product F-box/kelch-repeat protein At3g16740. Lineage: Eukaryota; Viridiplantae; Streptophyta; Magnoliopsida; Brassicales; Brassicaceae. The record is from RefSeq and is a predicted model, not a curated record. Bases 101 to 1294 code for a protein of 397 amino acids. The transcript has a single exon. Gene Ontology annotation, molecular function: protein binding.